Messenger RNA from Nomia melanderi (Alkali bee), 1517 nucleotides. RefSeq names its product intraflagellar transport protein 22 homolog. NCBI's taxonomy places the organism in Eukaryota, Metazoa, Arthropoda, Insecta, Hymenoptera, Halictidae. The record is from RefSeq and is a predicted model, not a curated record.
AUGUUUUUUUUUUAUAAAUUUACAAAUUAAUUUUCUGCGUGAAUGAAAUUUUUUUGUAUAUUUGAAACAUAAGAAGUUUGACAGAGCAAUCGUUGUGCAAAAACCUUUACAAUUUCUGUGUUCUUAGGAAAAUUAUUUUUAUUAGAUGAAUAAUUUAAUGAGUACCGAUUUGGUGGUCAACGUGUUAAUUUAUAUUUACAAUAAAGUAACACUUGAUUGUGAGUCAUUAUUCUUCCGAAUUAUUGUGAAAUUGCGAUUAUUUAAUUAUUAUAAUCAUUGACUUUAAUGAGUUAUUGUAUGUAACAAUAUAUUUGUAUUACUGAGGUAAAUAGAAUUGUAAGUAGAUGCAACAAUUGAUAAAAAUAUUAUUAUUCACUUUGAAAUGAACAAAAUAUACGUUUUCCAAAAGAUUCAACAUUUUUAAAUAGUUCAGUUUUGUAGACAGUAUACUAUUGAUCCUAUUUGACAUCCAAACAUUUCCGUUUCAAUGUUAUAUUGAUAUUGAAAUUUUAAUGUAAUUCAAUAAAUUAAUCUAUAUCAGGAUGGUGUUCUUCAUUAAUUUGUAAACAGCGUCUUAUGAUCAAUGAUAUGUUUAUUAAAUUGCACCAACAUUAUUAUACAAAUAGUUAUUACAAAGAGUUAUCUAUUUAUUCCUUAAUUACCAACAUAGAAGAUUAAGACCGGUUGCUAUGGCAACAAUUUCCAAAACAUUCGAGUUUGUAGUAUGACAUUUGUGCUGAAUCGGAGUACACUUGAAACAUGCAACCGUUGAAAAUAAUAGUUGUAGGACCUGCUAGGAGCGGUAAAACAACAAUAUCGAAUUUUCUUGCGGAUGCCACUGAAAUACCAUAUGAAUAUUAUCCUACGCAAGGUGUUCGAAUAUUAGAAUUUGAAGUACAAAAUAUAAACGUGAAUAACAAAAGUAUUACAAAAGAUAUCGAGUUAUGGGAUUGUAGUGGAAAUCAGAAAUUUGAAAAUUGUUGGCCAGCUAUAAGAAAAAAUGUACAUGGUGUUAUAUUCGUGUAUAGUGAGCAAUCUAAUGAAUGUUUGAAACAAAUGCAAGAAUUAUAUGACUACUUCGUAAAUCAAACAAAAUUAGGUUCAGAUAAAUGUGUCAUAUUUUGUUAUGAUCCCGAGAAAAAAAAUCCCGAAAUAUCAAAAAUUAUUUCUUCAACAUUUGUAAAAGUGUCUCAUGUUAAAUGUAAUGUAGAUAGUGGUGGAAAUAAACUCAAAGCUGAUUUUGCUUCGUUUAUAAGUACAAUAGUUACUAAAAUGUACAAUUACGCAGAUGAAGAAAUGAAAAGUAUGUUAAAUGAAAAUAUAUUAUUUACAAAGUAAUAACUUGCAAUGUAAUACAUGGUAUAGAAAAUAAUUUUAUAUUUCUUUUUGUAUUAUUUUCAUUGUAUGUGUUCAAAAUAGGUAUUGUAAUCAUAACUCUUCUUACUCGUAACAAAUUUUUGUAUAUAUUAUACACAAUAUAUAAAAUUACGUUUACUGAAUGCCAUUAUUUAAUUAGA